Molecule: messenger RNA, 3538 nt
Organism: Bactrocera neohumeralis
Lineage: Eukaryota; Metazoa; Arthropoda; Insecta; Diptera; Tephritidae
Gene: Tpst
Product: protein-tyrosine sulfotransferase
Exons: 7
Coding region: 1845-3404 (519 amino acids)
Biological process (GO): peptidyl-tyrosine sulfation
Cellular component (GO): Golgi apparatus
Molecular function (GO): protein-tyrosine sulfotransferase activity
Source: RefSeq, a predicted model, not a curated record
CCGGUUGUUGUUUGUAUGCUAUUUAUGUGUGCGUGAGUGUGCGAAGAAUUAUUCAGCACACAGUAAGCACGCGACGAAGUCACUCGUCGUCGUCGUCGCCGUCGCCAAAGUAACGUUACUGCCGUGGCUCAGCUAAGUGGUGGAAAGAAUUUCCACUGGCACCUACAUAAGCAAACGAGCAGGCACAAGAGCGUCUUGGCAGUUGGCAGUUGGUCCAAGUACCAGUCAGUACUCAGCUACACACAUACAUACACACCCACACGCAAGUGUAAAGACACGAGUGGUGUUAGCGGCGGGGCAGCGGCACAGUAAUUUCCUUAGCCAGCUUUUUUACAUUCUCACACACACACGCACGCACGUACAUACGUGCAGCGUCAUCUUCGUUUGUGGCCGCAGUGCAUGCAAUUCUUACCACAUAUACAUAGCUGCAUAUGUGUAGGUGUGCUUGUGAUUUUUGCUCAUUGCUAUGCGCCCGCGUUUGGCAUACAAAUGAAGAAAUAUGAGUGCGCGUUUUUGAGGAGCACAGCAGCAACAACAAUAACAACAACUACAGCAACGUCAAUAACAACAAAAGCCAGCAACUGCAACAGUGUAAGACAUGCACAGUGGGUGCUAAGCGUAUACGAACAAUAAGAAGACGCAAAAUUCCAGCCACUGCAACAAGGAAAGUCAAUUGAAGCGCCAUAAAGCCAACCCAUAGCAGCGCUAAGCCGUCCGCCCGCGCGCCCAAGUCAUCAGUGGCGUCGUUAGCAGCAUUGUCGCCGUUGUUGUCCUCAUACUUAUACCACACACUGUUAUCCACAUCCUCUGUAGCACUUCUACGGCCUCGUCUUCGCCCUCAACUUCGUUGUCAUCAUCAUCAUUACCCGGUUGUGCACUCGCCACUGCGUCCGUUAGUAUAUAUUACUGAGUUCGAGUAUAGCGUGUGCGCCGCAGGAGCUGAAGCGUUCCAAUAUUGGAGCUAUAUAAGCGAACGUAGAAAUCAAAUCUCGUGUAGCCUUAAAUGAAAUAUUAAUAUUUGUCAUCAUUCGUUUGGCGAGUUAAGUUGGCUGCAGAACGUUUUUCCGCCACAAAGUCAACGCGCGCCACAGUGGGUGACUCGCCAGACUCGCGUUGACUUGCAAGUCAAAUAUUAAGUAACAAAAAAGAAAGCAAGCCUGCAGCACGAAGAAGGGAAAUAAGGAGCGCAAAACACAGCAUACGACAAACAUAGUAGUACCCACUCAGCGACAAGCAUUUAAACGCACAACCUGAAAAGUGGAAAAUAAAAACGCAAAAACGCGAAAAAGCUAAAAUUUCAAAGGCAAAAAGACCCGACACUUCACAACUUACGAGUAGUCGUCGCCAUCGACGUCAGCGUCGUCGUCGUUGUCGUCAUCGUCGCCGCAGUGGUUCAACAGUGCCACUAGUUUUUGAGCUUUGCAGCAAUUUCAGCGCUUUUUCGUCGGUCGCUGCACACUUCAAAUUCAUAACUUUGUAAAUACACACACACAUACAUAUAUACAAACACACACAAAUACAUAUAUAUGUACAUAAAUAUAUUUGUAACAUAUCCGUCGUUGGCGUAAGAAGUGCACGUUGCAGUGACAGUUACAGUUAUAGUGUUUAAGUAGUGUGUAACGUACAUAUAAGUAAGCAACAACAACAACAACAACAACAAAAACUAUAAUAACAAACAACCACGUUCCUGUGCCUGUGUAUGUGCUUCAACUUGUACGCUUAGCAUAUACAUACAUACAUAUAAUUGCUUGUGUGUGACUGUGACUGUUCAUCCUACCGCUUGCUCUCUCCCCCGCUCUCUGUGUGCGUUCGUGUGUGCGUAAAGGAUAAUAAUUUUCCUCAAAAUGCGUCUGCAAUAUCGCAACAAGAAAGCGACGCUAUGGCUGAUGGUCACCAUAGUCGUUGUCACCAUGUUCCUCUUCAAAUUCACCGAAUUCGCGCCAACGUGUUUCUUCAAGAACGACGUUACGUCGCCGGAUGGAUCGCUGAUGGUGCGCGAAGAGAAAUAUGUGAUGGGUGAAGAUCAAAAGACUUAUUCAUAUGGACGCGAAAUGCCGCUAAUAUUUAUUGGCGGUGUGCCCAGAUCGGGGACAACGCUGAUGCGCGCCAUGUUGGAUGCACAUCCGGAUGUGAGAUGUGGCCAGGAGACACGUGUCAUACCACGUAUACUGCAAUUACGCUCGCAUUGGAUGAAAUCGGAGAAGGAAUCGAUGCGACUAAUGGAGGCGGGCAUCACCAAGGAGGUGAUGAACGGUGCAAUAGCGCAAUUUUGUCUCGAAAUCAUCGCUAAACAUGGCGAACCAGCGCCUCGUCUAUGCAAUAAGGAUCCGCUGACGCUAAAGAUGGGCUCCUACGUGAUAGAACUAUUUCCAAAUGCGAAGUUCCUGUUUAUGGUAAGAGAUGGGCGCGCCACAGUGCAUUCAAUCAUCUCGCGCCAUGUGACGAUAACCGGCUUCGAUUUGACCAGCUAUCGGCAGUGUAUGCGGAAGUGGAACUUCGCCAUCGAAGUGAUGCACAACCAAUGCAAGGAGAUCGGCAAGGAGCGCUGCAUGAUGGUUUACUAUGAACAAUUGGUUCUGCAUCCCGAGGAGUGGAUGCGAAAAAUAUUGAAAUUCCUGGAUGUUCCAUGGAAUGAUGCGGUUUUGCAUCACGAGGAGUUCAUCAAUAAGCCAAAUGGUGUGCCGCUCUCCAAAGUGGAGCGCUCCUCGGAUCAGGUUAUUAAACCGGUGAAUUUGGAAGCACUCUCCAAAUGGGUAGGCAAUAUACCUGAAAAUGUGGUACGUGAUAUGGCCGACAUUGCGCCCAUGUUAUCGGUGCUCGGUUAUGAUCCCUAUGCGAAUCCGCCGGAUUAUGGUAAGCCAGAUGCUUGGGUACAGGAUAAUACUUUUAAGGUAAAGGCCAACCAGCAACUAUGGGAAAAUAAGGCGAGAAACGAGCUGCAUCUGGUCGAGCAUCAAGUACCCAAGGAGCCCAAAUCGCAGGAGCUGGACAACAACAAUAACAACAUCAACAGUCAGCGACGACGCUACGUAGGCACGAUGAGUAAUAACAACAACAACAAUGAGAAUAAUAACCGAAACGAUAAUGCCAACCAAGCGGUAAUGGACUAUGAGGACGACAACACUUACGCCAACACUAAUACCAACAACAACAACAACAACAACAAUAUCAAUAAAAAUGACAACCCAUCGCCGCAGGCGCACGACGGCAACCUUGUGUGGGUGAAGCCGCUAAAUAACGGCAAAAGUAAGAACGCGCAGCGUGCGGCGAAAGGCGCGCAUCACAACAGCAACAGCAACAAUGUGAACACAGACACAGAUACCGACACGGACACAGACACUGACACGGACACAGAUACCGACACAGGCGCAGACACAGACACAAACACAGAUACACGCACAUGAUAUCAGCCGUUUGGCGACAUCGCACAGCCUCCACAAAAGCAACAGCAGCAGCAAAAACAACAACAACAAAGCAAACAACAGCAGCAACAACAACAGUACCACCGACAACGGAUAGUGCUGCCACGUCGUUCGAG